GGGAAGGUCCAACUUCAGUGCUGGAUGUUCAUACAGGAUUUCCUAUGACUAAUGUUGUCAGCAUUCAAAACUUUUAAUUGAAAAUGUGGGCGUUAUACAGAUAGGAAAUUUACCAUUUAAAAUUUCUGAUUUGAAAAUGAAUGAAAAUUGCUCUGAUUUUCAGAUUCAUUCUCCCUACAUGGAACAGCAGCAGAAGAAAAAGGAAGUCACUAAGUGGCAUAUGCUGGGACUGCCUGCCAAGCGUUUACACAAGUCCUUUCUAUCUGGAUGGGAUCCACAGGAAGCUUGUACAGGAAGGACUUUUCCUUCCUUAUUUUUGAUAAGCUUCGUUGGAUGGAAAUUAUGCCAGUUAUUUUACAGCAAAAGAUAUGUUUCCAAUAAGCAGCUGGCAUUACUGCAAACAACCGUCUUAAAUGAAAUCAAACUCCACGUUGGGAAAUAUAAAAAUAUCACGGGAUCUCUACAGCACACAAUCAAAAUACAAGCAGCAUACCUACAGCAUGGAGCUUCCCAAUGACACUGAGGAAGCAGAACCUGCAUCAGUACCAAUGUCUAAAAGCCUGGACAACUGGGAACCCACAAAGAACAGCUUGGCCCAAAGGAACCUGAUGAACCGAUACUGCUAUUCAAAUAUCAGCUUCACAAAAGCAUUUUUUUCCUCUCCACAACUUUGCAUUAAAAAGUCUAGAAAUCUUCCAACUGGAAUGUCUUUACAUAUCGCUGGUUUUUGUUUUGUUAUUGAGCCUCACUUGUUGCUAAGGAAGAGUAGAGAACAUCGAGGGACUUCUACCAGAACUGAAGGUGAGCAUGCAUUCCAGCAGCCUAUUUACCAACCCAUAUGCAAUAGAAGUCCUAAGAACUAAAAGAGAAGAGCUAAUAGAAGGCAUUAAUGACCCCGACCGCCUUCUGAGCUGCCUCAUAGACAAUGGCAUUUUUCCCCCAGAAAAAAGGAUGGUUAUGAGCUUCUACAGGACGCGAACAGGAAAGAACUCUCGUGUUGUGGACAUCCUCAUUUCCCAAGGUGAACGAGCCUGCAGGCUCUUUUUCUACCCGUGUUUAAAGCAAGUGGAGCCAAAACUUUAUAAUGAGAUGAGAAAAUAUGUCAACGAAGUAAAUGAAAGGGUCAGAGAUGCCAGAAGACAACUGAUAGGAUAUUUACUUGAAAGAGACAAAGUUUGGUUUGAAAAGAGCUAUGAACAGUACCAAGAAGAAAGAGGGAGUCCUAGAAGGAAAAGACAAGAAGGGGCUACUAAGAAGAAAGGAAAAGAAACUCUGCUUUCAGGAGCAGCAAAACCUAGAGAACGUCAUUCAGAUAUUGGCAUCUUUGACGCAGCUGCUAAGGGCUGUAUUUCAGACUUAGAGAAAGCACUGAAAGAUAACGAUAUUAAUGCACUAAACUCUUCAGGUGAAACCCUUCUGCAUGUUGCAGCCUCUCAGGGGCAUCUAAACGUAAUGGAAUAUUUGAUCAGCAAAGGUGCCAAGCUGGAUGUGAUGGACCAGAAAGGGAGAACACCUCUGCACAGGGCUGCUGAGAAAGGCCAUGGUGAUGCAGCCAAAGCGCUUCUCCACCGUGGUGCUCACAUGUACAGUUUGGAUAAAGAAGGCAAGACACCACUUCAUCUGGCUGCACAGAAUAACCACAGUCACAUAGUGAAGAUGUUCCUGAGAAAAGAAGCGAGAAGCAACGGGAACCAGCACCAUUUUCUGCACAUGGCAGCUCUUAAAGAUGAAAGCAGUCUGGCAAAAAUGCUUUUAAAGUGUGGUGCCUCCGCUGAUGGGAAGGAUGAGAGAGGACAGACUGCUCUCAGUUAUGCUGUUUCUCAGGGCUUUGAAAACACUGCAGAAGUUCUCUUGGAAGCUGGAGCCAGCGUUGAUUCCAGCGUGGCCGAAAGAGCCUUUAACAGCAAGCACCCAUCCAUCUUCAAAACACUGCUAGAACAUUCGAAAGACCUGCCAUCACACGUAAUGGAGUCAGCUCUUUUUAAAGCUGUGCAGAAAAAUCUGCAUGGUAUAGUAGCAGCUUUAGCUGACAGAGGUACAGAUAUAAAUGCCUACAAUGAAAUGAAGUACACUCCUCUACUCCUGGCCUGUGAAACAGGCAAGGCUGAAUGUGCAGAAGUUCUAAUUGAAAAGGGAGCUCACUUGGGAAUAAAGACCCCCACUUCAGACACAGCUUUGCACCUGGCAGUUCGGGCUGGGGCUGCCUCCAUCGCCAACCUGCUCCUGCACAAAGGGAUAGAAGCCAAUGUGACCAAUCAGGCCGAUGAGACCCCACUCCAUAUCGCUGCACUGCACAACCAUGGAGCGUUAGUUGGCCCGUUAGUCGGUGCCGGAGCCAAAAUUAAUGCUGUCACUAAAGAGUUUGUUACUCCUUUGCAUACUGCGAGUCAAAGAGGUAAUGCUGAUGUUGCCAAACAGCUGCUGCAACACAAAGCCAAUGUUAAUGCAAAGGACAAGCAGUCAAAAUCACCUUUACAUUUUGCUUCUGAAAGGGGAGACAAAAUAAUGGUAGAGAUGCUACUGAAUGCUAAUGCUGACCCCAAUGCACAAGACAAGGAGAAAAAGACACCCCUGCACGCUGCAGCUCUGCGAGGUCAUCUCAGCAUUGCUCAAGUUCUGCUAGCUAAGAAAGGAAGACUUGGAGUUAAGGACAUGGAUGGAUGUACUCCCGUGCACUACGCUGCCAUCAAAGGAAACACAGAGCUUGUAAAAAUCCUUCUGACAUCAGGGAAAAAUAAGAAUAUUGAUGAUAGGAAUAUUUGGAGAAAGACUGCAUUGCAUAUUGCAGCUGAAUGUGGGCACAGUGACUUGAUAAACCUAUUACUGAGUUACGGGGCAGCCAUUAAUGCCUUAGACAGCAAUAAGGACACCCCAUUGCACUGUGCUUGCAAGGCCGGUCACUUAAAUGCUGUAAAUUCCCUCCUAAACUGGUCACAAGGAGAAAAAGCCAAUUUACAAGCAGCUAAUGGCCUCAAAAAGACCCCACUGCAAGUAGCAGAAUGUAACAAAACAGAGAAUCAGGCUCAAAUUGUCACUGUUCUGAAGAGGAAAAUGUUGAUGACAAAAUAAAUACGUAAAGCAAACGUUUCUAAAUGUAAAGGCAGGAUUAUUAUUUGAUAUCAUUUGGGUAAUGCUAUGGCGCUGUGUGGUUGAGAACAGGCAAAUUAAGUCAGUAAUGUGCAGGGAUCAUGGAAAACAGGAUCUUAAAUGUA
This is a messenger RNA of Coturnix japonica (Japanese quail), 3212 nucleotides long. Lineage: Eukaryota; Metazoa; Chordata; Aves; Galliformes; Phasianidae. The record is from RefSeq and is a predicted model, not a curated record.